Symbiodinium pilosum is the source of this 210-nucleotide messenger RNA. Lineage: Eukaryota; Dinophyceae; Suessiales; Symbiodiniaceae. The record is from the annotation of a GenBank genome assembly.
GCUCGCCUGGCCGCCAUCCACGUCCUGCGCGAGCAGCACAAGAGCGGUGCCCCACCUGCGGGUAUCAACGCGCUCUGCUACGACCCCGUCCACGUUGUACGGGCUGCUGCUCGGGAUCAGUGGUUGGCCCUGGGAGGCAAGGACGAAGGGUGGAAGAAGAAGAAGUCGGACGAGGAGAAGGAAGGUGAGGAUGAUGAGGAUGACGAGUGA